AUGAUGCACGUUCCAGAGGUGUUGAUGAACACUAAAUCAGAAACGUCCGAUCUGCGCUGGACGAAUCAUCCUGCUGACGACCCAGGGGUACGCACACACUCACAAUGGGAGGAAAUGAGUGGUUUGGAUGAUGAGUCCAACAUGGUGCGGAUAUAUCAGAUCUGCACGCCUGAUAGUCCGUCCUCCUAUUGGCUAAGGACUCGCUGGAUCCCCCGGAGGGAGGCGACCACCCUCUACGUGGAGAUCCGGUUCACCAUGAUGGAGUGUUCCGCUCUGAACCAGCGUCACUGUAAAGAAACCUUCAACCUUUAUUACUACCAGUCCGACAGUGACGAGGCCACGCCCACUCACCCGUCCUGGAUGGAGAACCCUUACACUAAAGUCGCCACGGUUGCGGCCGACCACCUGCUGCGUCACGGUGGCGAACGGCGCUCCAACAUCAAACUGUUGCGUCUGGGGCCAUUGCGGGGGGCGGGGCUCUACCUGGCCUUCCACAGCCAGGGUACCUGCAUGGCGCUGCUGUCGGUACGCGUCUUCUACAGGAAGUGCCCGCCCCUCCACCGUGCCUUUGCUUCCUUCCCUGAAACCAUCCCCCACUCUCUGGUGGAGCAGGCUCAGGGUGUGUGUGUGGAGAACGCAGUGACGCUGCCCGGACAACUGUCACGACCUCCCAGCAUGCUUUGUGGCGAGGACGGGCAGUGGGUGGGGCAGCCCACAUCCAGCUGCGCCUGUCGCCCCGGAUACGAGGCGGGCGAGACCGACGUGCGGUGUCGAG
Molecule: messenger RNA, 775 nt
Organism: Paralichthys olivaceus (Japanese flounder)
Lineage: Eukaryota; Metazoa; Chordata; Actinopteri; Pleuronectiformes; Paralichthyidae
Source: RefSeq, a predicted model, not a curated record